CGGGAGGGCUGUGGGGCGGAGCGGCGGAUCGCGGCCUGGCGGCGGGAGCGGCCGCGGCCUCAGUGUCUGAAACUUGAAGUGAAGAAACAUGUCUCAGUCAGGUGAAAAAGUAAAGUUUUCCGACUCGGCAGGCUAUGUGGGAUUUGCUAAUCUGCCCAACCAGGUUCACAGGAAAUCUGUGAAGAAAGGCUUUGAAUUCACGCUCAUGGUGGUUGGUGAGUCUGGCUUAGGAAAAUCCACUUUAAUUAACAGUCUGUUCCUGACUGAUCUUUAUCCAGAACGUUAUAUUCCUGGAGCUGCAGAGAAAAUAGAGAGAACAGUUCAAAUCGAAGCUUCUACAGUAGAGAUAGAGGAGCGAGGGGUGAAGCUGCGUUUAACUGUAGUUGACACACCAGGAUAUGGAGAUGCCAUUAACAGCCAGGACUGCUUCAAAACAAUUAUUCACUACAUUGACAACCAGUUUGAGCGAUACCUGCAUGAUGAGAGUGGUCUGAACAGGCGCCACAUCAUAGACAACAGAGUCCACUGCUGCUUCUACUUCAUCUCUCCUUUUGGGCAUGGACUGAAGCCAUUAGAUGUAGAGUUCAUGAAGGCUCUUCAUGGAAAAGUCAACAUUGUCCCUGUGAUUGCCAAGGCUGACACCCUGACGCUGAAGGAGAGGGAGAGGCUGAAGAGAAGAGUUCUGGAUGAGAUUUCUGAACAUGGCAUUAGGAUUUAUCAGCUCCCUGAUGCAGAUUCUGAUGAAGAUGAGGAGUUUAAAGAGCAAACUAGAGUUUUAAAGGCUAGCAUUCCCUUCGCUGUUAUUGGAUCCAAUCAACUUAUUGAGGUGAAGGGGAAAAAAAUCAGAGGCCGCCUGUAUCCCUGGGGAGUUGUUGAAGUUGAAAAUCCAGAGCACAAUGAUUUCCUCAAGCUGCGCACAAUGCUGGUGACGCACAUGCAGGACCUGCAGGAGGUGACCCAAGACUUGCACUAUGAGAACUUCCGUUCCGAGAGGCUAAAACGCACUGGCAAGCCUGUUGAAGAGGAAGUGGUAGACAAGGAUAGAAUCCUCCAGCAGAAAGAGGCUGAGCUGCGCCGCAUGCAGGAGAUGAUUGCCCAGAUGCAAGCCCAGAUGAGAAUGAAACCUGGUGAUGACUAAGGUGCUUAACAUCUGGAUGAAUCAGCAGCAUACGGUUCUCUAAGUGGAUGGGUGCUCUCUUUUCUUUGCCCGAGUGGUAACGUUCAAAUGCAAAAGAUGGAUGCCACAGACCAAGACCUGCGUUAAAACAAACACAAAGUCCGAAGAUCGUGUUGUAAAACUGCUUGUUUUAUAUACUCAAUGUUAUUCAAUUUAUAGUGUAUCUUUUUUGAUUCUUUUGGUAACACUGUCUUCAUACUUACCCAUGUGGUUUUAUUAUCCUACCUAUAUCUUUUUAUUCAGACACUGCCAAGAGUACACUGUUUGGACUAGCCAUUGUGGUGGAUUUAAGGAAUUAAUCAUUUAUCUGCUAGGUUGUUCUGAAUGGUUUUGUGGUUAAUACUAAGACUUUGUGGCCUGUUUACGGUAAACGUAUGUGUGUUUGCACAGUAUUGUAACUUUCACCUGCCAUUUUAGGUUAUUAUGUAUCGUAUCAGUUUUUCAGAACUUUCUCUGUGCUUUUGUUGCUUUUGAAGCUUCAUCUCUGGUGAUUUGUAUUUGUGUGAUGUAUGAGAAAAUGUACAAAACGCCGAUGAUUCACCAGUGAUUGGAAAAAGCUGACUUUUCUAAAUCGCCGUGCCUUAACACACCAUAAAAACUCCACACACCAACAACUUGUGUGGAUGCCUCUGGAGGUUUGACUUCAGGUCUCAACUUUUGAUGGCAAAAAUUUGUCACAGGCAUUUCUAUCUGUCAGCUGAGCGAUGGCAUGUACUGAUUUUUUAUAUAUACCAUAGCACUACUUUUCAUUGCAGUUUUGUAAUAAAUUGUAUGAAUGUGGAAAA
Messenger RNA from Poecile atricapillus (Black-capped chickadee), 1962 nucleotides. RefSeq names its product septin-2. Gene Ontology annotation, cellular component: microtubule cytoskeleton; septin complex; septin ring. Bases 89 to 1138 code for a protein of 349 amino acids. Gene Ontology annotation, biological process: cell division; regulation of exocytosis; cytoskeleton-dependent cytokinesis. Gene Ontology annotation, molecular function: GTPase activity; molecular adaptor activity; GTP binding. NCBI's taxonomy places the organism in Eukaryota, Metazoa, Chordata, Aves, Passeriformes, Paridae. The transcript is spliced from 13 exons. The record is from RefSeq and is a predicted model, not a curated record.